AUGGCUCUUUCGUCCGAUCCGUAUGAGCAGAAACUGUAUCACAUGUUUCAAUCCCACGGUACUGGUGAUGGCAGCGAUGACGAUGCAAGCUCUGGUUUGGGUUUGGAUCGCAAUGCUCUCUUGAAAUUGUGUCAGACUCUGGAGCUAAAAGAACGGGGUCAUCUGCUUGUCAAGUGUUUACUAAUUGGCUCUAAGACGCACGUUAGUUUCCGUGAGUUUCGUGAAGGGCUUCUGCACAUUCUCGGCGGAAACGAAGAACCGAUUCCCGUUGGCGUCGUUGAGUCCGAAGACACAUUCCCAGCAUCCCGUAGUCAAUCGAAUACCACCUUCGAGCCACAAGCAAAAGAUUCAGACCAUUCAGUUCAACAGCUGCAAAAUAAUGACAGCAGCACCAACCAUGGAUGUCAAACACUUCCGGGAUCCCAUUCCUCUGCAGCAUUCGUAUCCACUUCCCUUGCCAAACCAUCAUCUUCGAUUGGAGGUAAUGAGACGGAAAAUACCUCCGAUUGUCAGCUUCUAUCGAGCUCGAUAUCGAAGAAUAUCACACUGCAGGAGAAUGUAUUGAAAGCUGAACAGCAGGAGCCUAUAGAGAACGUCGAGAAUGGUAGUGAGGAUCACUGUUCAUUAAUCGGUCAUGCGAAACCUCAAUCCUCCGGCAUGGCUACAACUAGAGGGACAAAAUUUAAUGGCGUUCCGGUGGAUGAGAUUGACUUUUCGAAUCAACGUUGCCGUGUAAAGCAGGAUCGCUGUCAACGUCGGUUUAGUAUGAAGAAAAAAGAGACAGAGAUAGUUGAAGAAUCAACUUCGGAUCGGGAAGUUUCGCCGAAGUUUGUCGUUGGCACGAAGAAAUACGGUCGCCGAUCAAGGCCUCGUGAGGAUAUACAUGAGUUAGAUUCACUUUCGUCUAAUUCGGAUAAUGAAACGACUAACAUCUCUAAGGUGGAAUUAACAAUUAAUUCCGCUGCAGAGCAAUUCAAUGGCAAAUCACAUAAUCACCGUUUAACUUGUACGGAAGAAGCCAUAUUAUCCACGAACAAGGUUCAACGUUCGGUGUCCCAGAGCGACAUCCAUGGCUCAAAAAGACGACGACCUAUAACAAUAUCUGGUGUUGUACCACGAUUAAAACGUUGUGCAUCUUUACCGACGCACCGACAGCGACCAACGAUAGCAAUAUCCAAUGAUAAACGAAAUAUAACGACGCCAGUGACUAUUUGUGAUCAGCUACACAUGGAUAACGAAGCGCUCGAUCAAAAAAUCUAUUUCAUGCAUUUGUCUGAAAACUUGCGUGAGAUUUGGAACUCACUACUGCAGCGCGACUGCGAUUUUAGCAGUUCCCUUGAUGGUAGUGAGGGUCUAUUAAAUCAGACAGAACUGGAAGUAGUUUGCGAACGCGUUGGUCUUCAAAAGGAUCCAGCACGAUUGGCGGCCCAAGAAGUAUUUAAAAAACUGUCGUUACAACCAAAUGAAGGAAUUAAUUUCGGGGAGUUUAUUGCUCUUCUCGAAAGCAACACUGAGCUCUUGUCGAUAAGUGAAAUCCAUGAGUUAAACUCUGGCGCUGAAGCUUGUGGUGAAUCUCGUUUGGCACAGCAUCAGAUAGCGUCAACAUCAUCCGAAGAAGCGGUUGAAAAUAAUACUUUUAUACUCGCCAUGCCAUUAGAUUGGACUUCGGAAAUAGGAUCAUUAGCAACAUCGAUAAUCAUCGGCAUGUGGGAAUCUGCUGGCAUUGAUGCGCCUGCUUCAUUGCUGCAUGAAUUGGGCUUCGAUCGUGAGGUGGUACAAGUCGCAGAUUUGGUCCAGGCCUUAGAGGAAGAACAUCAGCGGCUUGUCAGCAGUGGUCAUCUUAAUAGCAGUACCAUUAGCAGCAUCAGUGGCAAUUCUUUUGAUGACGCUGCGUUGAUUGUACGAGCCUCAUUGGUACUGCAUAAAGCAGAAGUAAAUGCUCUGCGACAAGCAUUCCAUCAGUUGGUUGAAGAAAAUAAAAAGUUAUAUGCCGACAACAAAGAAGUCAACCAUAGAGCAUUGCUGCUGGCACAAGAAGUAGAUGAGCGACAUAAUUCGUUGGAAAAUACAACUCGUGCAAAGAUUCGGCAACUGGAGCAACGACACCAUGAAUCGGUUAAGGAGUUAUCCUCCCAACUUGCAUUCGAGCGAGAGCAAUUAUCGCACAUGCAUUCAUUAUUCGAAUCUCGCGUCCACGCGCUUGAGAGUGAGGAAGGAAAAUUAAAAGCAGAAAUAUCUCGAUUGUCGCAAGAAAAUGAAGAAUUCCGUAUGGACCAAGAGAAUUUAACCAAAGAAAUUACUGAUUUGUUAGAAAAAAACAUAAAGCUAAACCGAGAUAUUGCUGAACUGGAGGAAAAUAAUCGUGGCAAUGAUUACGUAGAUUACGACGACGUGGAUGAGUGCGGUGGCUACGUGCGUAAGGACAAUGGUGAGCAAGUACUUGAUCUGCUCGAUCGAAUAUCAUUACUGCAGUCUGAAAACUCAGAUUUGCGUGAUAAAAAUGAUGAAUUGAGUGCUGAGAUAGAGACGCUGAAUGUAGAAUUGAUCAAGUUCAAGCUGAAGAAAAACGCCACAACAGGAGGAAUCGGAGAAAAUGCGAAAGGAACCGCAUUUCAACACAGCAUUUGCAACGGCGGAGAUACUAGCAUCAUUGGAUUCCAUAAUUCUGCUGCCGCUGUCAAGAGGCGAGGAGAUUCUCCGAGUAAAAUUCGAUUGUCCGAUGAGAAUCCCCACAGAUUGGGCAAAUUCCGUAGGUGUAGUGAUGAAAUAAAUGAUAACGAAUCUGAUUCUUCAUCUGGUGACUGGAUAGCGUUGCAUUCAGAAUUAGGACAGAGCAUUCAACAUUCUGACGAAAUGGAGUCAAUAGUCAAAGAGCUGCUACCUACUACAAGUGAUGAGUUCCGUACUCGGUUGGAUGCUGCGGUUUCAGGAACCGUGAAUAUGUAUGAAGAAACGAAUACACUAGUGUGUGGUGAUCAAGAUGAAAUCAGGUUGUUACGAUUGAGAAUCGAAGAACUUGAACUGCUAUUGAGCAACACGAAGCAGUCCAUCGAAAUACCAGACAAAACACUGCUGCUUUCAACGGAAGAAAAGAACGAGACUGCCAUUGUACAUUCGUCUGAGCUUUCAGAUAAAGCAAUCGAUCAGACAGAAAAAAAUAGCGAGCAAGAUGAGAUAGAAUAUGAGAAAUUAAAAUCACGCUGCGAAGAGCUAGAAUCUAGUUUGGAGCAAAUGCGAAAGGAGUACGAAGAUUGCGAGGAUUACUGGCAAGCGAAGUUGAAUGAUGAACGCCUGCUUUACGAAGAGGAGCAACGAACAAGUGACGAAAAGUUUACCGAGCUGUUAAAGAAGGUGGCGGAAUAUGAAGAGCAGUUUACGAGUGGAUUUUCGGGAGCAAAACUGGAGAAAGAUGGACGGUUAUCUCCGAUUGAUGAAAAAGAUGGCUUAGAACAGCAGUACUUGGACCUUGAGGCUGAUUACGAACAAGUGCAACUGGUAUUGACAACCAGAACAGCAGAUUUGGAAAAAUUGCGUCGAAGAUUGCAAGAGAUGGAGCAGAUGUUCAAAUAUCCAUCGGAAGCGUUGAUUUCUUCAUCAUCACGUCAUGUUGAAACAUCUGAGAGAUCCGAAGGACGUCCAGCCAGUUCACCGAUUACUUAUCUUUGGACACAAAGUACGCUUCAACAACCCAUUCGCGAUUAUCAAAACCCUAACUGGCGACCUCCGCAAUCAGCAAUGGUAGAGGACAAAUGUUCUACAAAUGCUGUUGACAAACUAAUGUCUGAUGAAGAAAUUACAAUAACAAAAUUGGUUGAAUCCAUGAAUUCCACAAGCGGUGCAUAUGUUACGACUACGGCGAGCUUUGAACAGGUCAGACCACCAAUACAAAAACCAACAUUGACACCUAUUUCCGGAUCAGGGGAAAAUGUCUCUUCUAAUAAUAAAAAACAACACCGUCGUCGUUGCCACACCAAUGUACCAGAAUUGGAUCAGCAGAGUGAAGCAUCUGAUGAUUCCUGUUCCGACAAAUCGACUCAUAGUGCCCGUAGUAGUGUUGCUUCAACACACAGUUUACAAAAUGCAAUGGCAAUUUCGGAAGAAAGCAGCGGUACUCCAGGUGUAAGGAUAAACAGGAAACAUUGUGGGUUAAUGCAAGUGCAGCUGAAAAAUGAAAUUAAAGAUCUCACUCGUGAGCGCGACUGUUUGAUGUUGGAAUUGCAGCAGCUAAAGGAAGCCAAAUCCAUAAUGAUAGCUCGAUCGCUCGGUACAAAAUCAACGUCUCAUCCGGCGAACCAGAUGCAGAAAAUACAAAAUCUGGAACUUAAAAAUCGACAUCUACAAUCGAUGGUAAAGCAACAGCAACAGUAUACUGAGUGUAUUCUGCAUCAAAUCUGGCAGCAGCAGCGAAGUGAAAUUACCGAUCUACGCAAUCGACUCGAGGCACAGUGUGUCGUUAUAUCGGAUCAGGCAGCUCGGCUGGCUAAUAACGAUGUGCUAGUGAAAGAUAUGUUUGCGGAAAACUCUCAGCUCAUGUCACAGGUGCAGCGUUUAGAGCAUCAGUGCAGCCGUGCUAAUUGGAUCCAGCAGCAGCACCAGCAUCAGCUCCAGCAACAGUACAGCAAACCAAACACUCCCACUAAUAGUCACCAUGGGUUAAGUAGUAUUAUGCCCGGUUUGCCAUAGCCUUGGAGUUGCCGUCGCCAUUCUCGGAUUGUUAAUACGACCAUCCAGAAACAGCAUUAACACACACGCUCAUACAGGAUUUUAAUGUUUCUUGAGGCAAUGAUCAUUCUGCAGUCUGGGCUUUAAUUUCGUGUUGUGUUAUUUUAUAUGUUUGGGCCUGCCAGAAAAAGUAGUCCCACCACACUUGCUGCAUAAUGCUGGUGUUUCUAUUCCUAUACAUAGAAGCACUGAGAUGUAUAUUUUGUUUUGGAACGUUGGUAGUGUUUAUCUUCUGAUUUUUCUAUGCUGGUACACCUCACAAUUCAUUCCAAGUGUUUAGAUUUGGAGUUUUUGUGGCAUUCUUUGUAGUCUUUAAAUGAGAAGAUUGUUUACUAUUCAUCUUUUAUGUUUAAUUGCUAUUCCGCUGUAUCCAUGUCUGACAUUUACUCCUCAGACGGGCAGAACAUAUAUCACGUACCAUGUCGUUCUUCAUUUUAACUAGUUCCUGUGAUGAAUAUUCAAAAAUGGGCUUUAAUAUUGGAUUAUUUUUGUGAUCUGUUAGAUAUGUUGAGUAUUUUUGUAUGUUCUGUAUGUGUGUUUCAGGAGUGAGGGUGAAGGAUAUGUAUUUAUUAUCGAGUGAAUUAAAUUGGUAUAUUUUUAUCGAGUAUAUUUUUAUUAUAUUUAUAUUAUCGAGUGAAUUAUAUUUGUAUAUAUGUCAGUGCUUUGUAUCAAUUUUCAGUCCGGCUGUAUUUUCUUUCUGAAUAAUCAUCAUGUUCGUGCGAUAAAUGAUGCGAGAAAAUUUUGAAGCUGCAUAUAAUUGUUACUAAAGAUCUGUGAUUCGUUGUAGAUGACUAGACAUAUGCAACGCGGUGAACGCACAGCGUUCAAAAAAAUCUAUUUUUGAACUUUGACUGUAAAAUUAACAAACGAAGCAAGUGUGUUGCUUAUCCACAUCCCCUGUAUCAAUUGUCUUUAUAAUAGGGUAAUUUUUUCACAUAUAAUUUGUAUAAUCAUAAAGAAUUUAUCAUUAAUGAUAUAGAAGAUAUGAUUUUCUUUCAAUUCAUAGGAGUCAGGAUUCAUGGUACGUUAGGCCUUGUUUUAGCUUUUUUGUCUUGCUCCCAGAUCGGAGCUCCAAGCUCCGAGUUACUAUGCCGAUACACAUUUACAGAUAUAUUAGCUACCGAAGCUUUUCAAAAUUAACCAAUGUUUCUCUCAAUGAUGCUAUGCGCUUUAUAUCUGAGUUAAGGUUUUUUUUGACGGGAUAAAGUCGAUUUCCACCAGAAAUUUCUGCCAUCAGAUAGCCUACCAAUUGUGAAGUAUACUUGACGAUCAGUCUUAUCUUUCGGCUUUACACAUUGUUUAGAAAACGAGUAAGCAAUUUUAAAAUAAAUAAUGAUCAUUUAAUGACUAAUAAUUUUAGUGUAGACAAUUCAUGUAAAAAAUAUAAUGUUUUAAACACUACAAAUAAAUUGAAUUCAUACGAGUUAGCAAUACUUUUAAAAAUAUGCUUUGA
Molecule: messenger RNA, 6175 nt
Organism: Anopheles nili
Lineage: Eukaryota; Metazoa; Arthropoda; Insecta; Diptera; Culicidae
Gene: Bsg25D
Exons: 9
Coding region: 1-4683 (1560 amino acids)
Biological process (GO): microtubule anchoring at centrosome
Cellular component (GO): centrosome
Source: RefSeq, a predicted model, not a curated record